This is a messenger RNA of Dendroctonus ponderosae (mountain pine beetle), 2137 nucleotides long. RefSeq lists its product as uncharacterized. The record is from RefSeq and is a predicted model, not a curated record. The coding region runs from base 445 to 1200 and encodes 251 amino acids. The transcript has 3 exons. Lineage: Eukaryota; Metazoa; Arthropoda; Insecta; Coleoptera; Curculionidae.
UCACUCUACUGAAUGCAUUGAAUAUUUUUACAUUUUACGUGAAUGGAUGAAUAAUAAUUUUCAGUAAAUGCAGAAGAAUUAUCAACGGCUUAAUAAAAGCACAAGGUGUUUCAGUACCACCAGUUGCAGCUGAAUAACACCAAAUUAUCCAGCCUCAGGCCAAAAUUACCCGGAAAGUUAAAUUAUUUUCCAACCCAUAUUCGGGCAUGUCAAGUUCAUGUGAAUGAACGUAAAAUGCUCCAAAAUUGGUCUGUAUCAGUGAAGUUUCCACUAGUAGCUUUUAACCUAGUGUUACCAUUCAAUGAUUCCUAAAAGGUCAUACCAGUAACACACAUUUUGCUGAUAUAAAGCUGCUGAACUAAAGGCAUUUCUUCCUGAUUGAACUGAAACGUGUGCUCAAGCUGGUGCCAGUGACUGACCGCGAAUCUCGUGGUUAUUUUCACCAUGGGACGCAAGAUUUGGGUUCUUGCUCUGGUGAUUAUUGCAGCUGGUGCAGACGCCCUUAAGGAGGACGACGAAGAUACCAAAGAAGAAAUGGAAAUUUACAAAGUUGCCAUUGAUUUUGUGGAUGAGUGUGGAUCUAAAGAAUUGUCUUUAUGUGUCAAAGAAAGGGUUCUAAAGUACAUAGACGCCCUUCCCAACGAGCUAGACAUAGGUGGUGGUGUAAAAGUGAAGCCCAAUGGAAGACUCUCCAGGAAAAAUGAGCUGGAAGCUCUUCCAGAAGAACCGCGAGCUAGAGAAGACGCAGUCGAGUCCAUCCUUUGGGAUAGAGUGGCUGACUACCUGAGCUCACACACCAUCGAAAUCAAAGUGCCUCCUGACGCAAUUCAGGAGCUUCAGCACUCUGUGGAUGAAGGCAGAGGCAAGGGUGGAGGUGGAGGCGGCAAAAAAGGAGGAGGCGGCGGCGACAGAGUGAAAGGCCUAAUGAUGCUAAUCCAACUAAAAGCAGCGAUUCUGGGCGCAUUAGCUCUGAAGUUUGUCGCUAUUGUAGCUUUCAAAGCGCUCAUAGUGGCCAAGGUGGCAUUCACAAUAGCAUCAAUCAUAGCUCUAAAGAAGCUAUUGGAACAAAAGCAUCAUACAUCUACCUAUGAGGUGUUGGCUCAUCCUCAUCAUGAGGAAUACGGACACUUCGAUCGGUCGUUUACCCAAGAACAGCUGGCUUAUAAAGGCUAUGAAGGUGCAGCUAGGAGUAAGAAUUAGCAUCGGGAAUUGGUCAUAUUGUAACAAUGUGUGGUGUAUUUAUUAGCGGUUGUACGACUGAGGCUGCUCAAUGAGACGAAAACAAUUCAAGCAAACUAUUCAAAUUUUAAGUUAAGCAGUCAGAUUGCCUGCUUUUUUUGUAGAACUUUGUUGAAAUUAUCACAAAUUGGGUUCUCUGAAAGCGCCACUGCCAAUAAAAAAUUAAUCGCACUUAUCAAAAUCUCAAGCGGAAUUUCUUUCAGAGCAUUAAUUUUCAUUCGUUUAGCCGUUUUAUGUUGCUGAAUGGUUACGGGUAUAUAAGAUUAUUAAUAUUUUUAUUGAUGAAGACGGAUAUCUUUUUCGAGUAGCUCUAGCCUUAGUGGAGGACUAUAAUUUUAUCGAACUUAAUUGCGAGUGGCGGAUAAUUAAGCAAUAAUUAAUAUUCAAGGUAGAUUAACUAGGUGGUAGAACGAAAUAAGUACUCCAUUAUAUGUUACAGGUUUAAUUGUAUAUUAAUUUUACUGGUGUUGGCAACUAGAAUUAGGUAUACAGAGAACACGCUUGUUAAGCCAAAACAUCUAGUAGCUAGGUAGCAGUAUUUAAGGCACAUUAAAUGCAAUUUAGAAUUAAGCGAAUUUAGGAUAUUAGACGUUUUACAGUAGGAAUCCGGUUUCAGCAACACUUUCAGUCAAAGAACAGUAUAGCGUCCUUAUUAAUUUCUCUAUUUAAACCAUUUCUUAGGCAGUGCGCUAAUUUAAUUGCUUCUUUUAGAACUUGAAAAUUGAACCAGCUAAAGCCAGCUAAUUGCCAUCAAAGCGUGGCAAUCUUUAAGUUAAGCGUUUAACGGUUUUCGUCUCCUUGAGGCCAUUACAUACUGUACCUGCGAUUAGUUUAUAUCAAAAUUAUUGUCGCUUUGAAACUACUUAUUUUCAUUGGUAAUAUAUUUUUUUAAAUGGUA